This is a messenger RNA of Amoebophrya sp. A120, 347 nucleotides long. Lineage: Eukaryota; Dinophyceae; Syndiniales; Amoebophryaceae. The record is from the annotation of a GenBank genome assembly.
AUGUUCUUGAAAAACUACGUCGAGGCCAUAUUAAAAAACGAACAAGUUCCUGUACAACUUCCACGUAGGUUCAUCUAUACAACGACCACCUUGCUGCCCACGUGUGAUCUAUUUCCCACGAAGAUGAGCAGCAGCUUUACACGACUACGUAUCUAUGCUGUGACACUUGAGUACAGGAAUUAUGCUUUGGCACCACUUGUACAACAUCUACAUGCAGCAUACUUGUCGAGGCACGGCAUGCAAGAUGAAUCGAUGGAAACAACAAGAACUUCCAAGAAAAUGAGGCUCGCGGCCUGCAGGGGUGGCUGCGUUUACUUAGGAGGAUGAAAACUACAGAACAAGCGAAA